CUCGACAUCGCCUUUUAUAUUCUGCACAGCCCACGGGCAACAUGAGAACAAUUAGCAACCCCAAAAAAAAUACUUCCACGACGAGCUUCGCAAUUAACAACCAUGCUCAGUGCUGUCUUGAGUCUUGUGGCUACUACUGCCCUCGUCCGUCCCGUUGCUGGACUGACAGGCGGAGACACGUUUUACCCUCCCACUUUGAAUGCGACCUCCUAUAUUGCUGAUACUACCAUCGGCACCUAUGGAGGAAUCUAUAGCGCACCUGUCAAAGGCCCAGCGGAUGGAGGUGCUUAUGGAACCUAUGAUUACUGCUCCAUGCCACAUCCUCGUGCAAAGGAGUACGAGAUGCCGCAGGCCAUUGUGAACGGCUCCACCAAGGGAAAACUAGUUUACCUGGAGUAUUUGCAGCGCCACCAGCGCCGCACUCCCUAUAAUAUUCUACCAGGUGGAGAGAAUCAAGCUUAUCAAUGCGACAAUGUUCGGCCCUACCUUUACUCCGGCCCGGCAAGUGACAGUGGGAUGCAGCCCUUGCCAGUGUACGCCCAGACAUAUCAGGAUCCCACCAAUCCGCUUACCCCAGAUGUCAACGGAACCUGCCAGUUUCCUCAGCUGACUGUCGGUGGCGUUGAGGAUGGAUAUCAACACGGAAAAGACUUAUGGGAAGUCUACGGCCACAAACUAGGCCUGAUUCCUAAGAAGCCCAACAAACGUGUCUGGUUCCGCUCCAGCGAGUCUCCCCUGACCCAGGCAAGCGCCGGAGCAGUUUUGCGCGGUGUGUGGCCGGAUUAUCACGGUGCUCUACCCCUGCAUCAAAUGACUCCUUCAGUUGAUACAGUCAAUGAAGGAUAUUCUUGUUCCGCUAUUGGCAACACCUUGAGUGAGCUCGAAUCGACAUCAGAAUGGGCAGAGCACCUGACCGUAACUGAAGAGCUCCGGUCGACUCUCGGUUCUAUGCUGGGAGCGACCUCAUCCUCAUGGCAGAGCACCUUCGAUCAUUUCUCGGACAACUUCCAGGCCAGGCUUUGCAAUGGGUAUGAGCUGCCCUGUAAUAUGGAGAACUCUUCCGAUUGUGUAACCAUGCAGUUGGCCGAAGAGGUCUUCCGUGCAGGAGACUGGGAAUGGAAUUACUACUGGCGUACUAACCCUUACGCGAAGAAAUAUAUUCAAGUUGUCGAAGGCCUCUACAUUGGAGAAGUCGUGGCUCAUCUUCAGGCCGUCUUGGAUAAGACCUCCACUCUGGAUUACAGCCACACAUUCAUCCAUGACGGGGAUCUUGGCCCGGUCCUGGGAUCGCUGGGAAUUACUGCACUGCGCUGGCCUGGUAUGGGCUCAAAUAUUGCAUUUGAAGUUUGGGAAACUGAGCAUAAGGAGCACGCUUUCUACGCCAGAGUUCUGUACAGCGGAGAGCCAGUCAGGACAAUUCAUGGCACUCUUGACUGGGUUCCGCUCUCUGAUCUUAUCAAUAUCAUGAAGCCCUAUAUUCCCGACGACAUUGCCUCGCUGUGUGGGUAAAUUAAUACUUGAUAAUUGUAUCUACAGCUACCGACAGUCCUUGUGGUGUAAACCGUGGAUAGUCUUCAUGUACUAUGAAUUAACCGAUCCCUCCGGCAAGCGCGUGAUGCCGGAGAGUAGUUGGAGGUUUUUUUUUUCUCUUCCUGUUUCCCCUUCUAGGUUAGGAAAUAAUAUUUCAAUGUAAUGUUUGC
Molecule: messenger RNA, 1700 nt
Organism: Aspergillus ochraceoroseus IBT 24754
Lineage: Eukaryota; Fungi; Ascomycota; Eurotiomycetes; Eurotiales; Aspergillaceae
Product: histidine phosphatase family protein
Exons: 3
Coding region: 103-1509 (468 amino acids)
Biological process (GO): dephosphorylation
Molecular function (GO): phosphatase activity
Source: RefSeq, a predicted model, not a curated record